CAAAUCAGAAUUUCGUUGGGUCAUCUGGGAUCUAAAAGAUGUUUUCUACUCUCUCUUCGCUCUUCCGCUUGUAUCUAAGUGGGCAUUCUCAUUUUCUAAAUGAGGUUGGUAUCACUUCUGCGGCUAAGAUCUGUAUUCAUCCCUGGCUCAUUCACCCACUACCUACCAGGGACAACGAGAGGAGUACUACUCAUCCAAAUCCGGAUUUGUCGUACUUUAAAAGCACAAAAAAUGCCGCGUCAAGUUCCGUCUGAUUUGUUGUGGACCUUGGUCCGCGACAACUCCAGCUUCAUCAAGAAGCAGAAGAACAUUCCGGUGUUCACUUCUGAGCCGAACAACCUGACCGGCUUGAACUCCUUCAAGUUCUCCGGUUUGGCCAACAAGAAGGCUGCUGGCUUGAAGAUCGUGAAGAAGGGAAAGAAGGAAUCCGUCGUCUUGACCCAGAAGCUCGGAGCCAAGCAGUCCUCCUUGUCCACUGGCGUCAAGAAGUGCGCCAAGAAGGGUGCCCAGCAGCUCGAAUCUCUCCUCAGCAAGGCUGGCUUCCGUCGCGACCUGGUCCCGGCUGCCCAGAAGAAGUACUUGGCUGCCUUGAAGUCCUUCAAGAAGGCCAAGGUCCAGAAGCAGAACCAGCGCAUCGUCGCCCGCAAGGCCGCUGUCGCUGCUGCCGCUGAGGAGAACUAAGAAGCUCAAGGUCUCUCUGCCUUGGGGAAAGUUUCUGUGCUUUUUGAGGUCGCAAGAGAAGAUGGCGCGGAUGUGGAGAAUGAUGAGGUACUUGCAUUUAGUUCAUCCCCAGGAUGUAGAACACCUACAUACGCGCGAUUUGCUUGUAGUUCAGGCACUGAUACUUGUUAAAGCGAAUGAUGUAAAACGAAGAUGAACUUCGAUCACCAGUCACACUAGAUUUUUAGCCGAUUUGCGAAUCACCAGUCACACUAGAUUUUUAGCCGAUUUGGUGUCUUGCAGCAGAGAAUGAGUCUACUAAUAAUCUCGCUAUUUUCAAAUCGUAAUCAGAAUAACUCUCCUCAAAAUGCGAUCAGGUCCAAAAAAGCCGGACGAUCUUCCGUGGAGCGCACUUUUUAUCGUGACGUUGAGAUGGGGGGAUUUGUUUUCUCUGGGAAAACUCUGGGAGGGCAAGGACCUGUGUCUUUGACACGGGUAAGUUAUCCGGUAGAGCUGCUUUUCGAGCUGGAGAAGGACGAUGAUCUUUCAAUGAGACUCUAUUGUUCGUGCUGUAUCUUGUUGUGACUCUAUCAAAAAGUGCAUGGGCAAGAAGUGCUUUCUUAUAAAAGUAUGAGCGAGCAGGUGCUUCGGCACUGCAGGGUUUUGGUUUAUCUGGUGUUUUUGUCUGGCGAACAACACAGGAGCAGCGGCACAAUGGCUUGUGAUACUGAAUCUGUACGUCGCAACUACUAUUACUAUAAACCGCUAUGAAAGUGAU
Molecule: messenger RNA, 1438 nt
Organism: Amoebophrya sp. A25
Lineage: Eukaryota; Dinophyceae; Syndiniales; Amoebophryaceae
Source: the annotation of a GenBank genome assembly